AUGACUUCCUCAUACGAAGGAAACGAGGGCCCUUCCCCGAAUUCUAUCGCGGGAUUGUCAUUAUCCAUAUUCUCCGACAUCCUCUCAAACCUGACGCACGACUUGGUCCUCCAAUCGCACCGCCAGGAGAAACUACGUAGCAGAGCACAUCCUGCCGAUUCCUCGUCCUCCUCGUUAACCUCGCUAUCGGAGACGACAUGCCCACGGUGCAACCUCCCUCAGCACACAGCUCAGACACUACAAUCCGCGGACGCGGCUGACAAGAAGAAGUUCUGCUCGAGGCUUCCAUUCCAGAACACUCCCUACCACGACAUCUACGGCAAUCCCUUCCCAACAAACAACUCCAGUGCGAAGGAGAAAAAAGCCGCCGCUGCCUCAGCUGCCGCAGCUGCAGCGGCGGACUCGCCGACCCCAGAUCCAUCGGAUACUGCGGCGCCGGCUCCAAAGGGGAAGAACUCGGCUAUCGUCUAUUUUAAGUGCACGUCAUGUGACAACGAUAAGGUCGCGUCGUCGCGGUACGCCGCACACCUGGAGAAGUGUUUGGGGCUUAGUGGGAGGAAGAGUAGCAGGGCUGCUAUGGCGAAGAUGAAUAGUAGCUCUGGUGGAGGGAGUCCUAUGCUUGCUCCGACGGAUGCGCCGGGUGGUGGGAAUGGCGGGAAUGGUAAUGGCAAUGGCAAUGGUGGGGGUAAUGGUAAACAGGGGGGUAGUCGGAAACCUAGCCCGGAGAAGAAGUCGCCUGUUCCGCCUCUAGCGAUACUCAACGGAGCAGAGGAGGCUAAGACCCUCCUUCCGCCGCCAAUCCCCGCACCGCUUGCCACCGUCGUCGUCGGUGUCCCCAGCAGUAUACCGCCAAUCACUACCACAACUGCAACCGCCACUGCCACCCCAAAAAAGAAAAAAAAGAAAGCCGCAGUAGGUGCAAACGUCCCGGUUCCCCUCCCGGCCGCAAUCUCUCAUGGCGACCAUGACAAAGACCCCCAGGACAAAACCCGAGAUACCUCAAUAUCCCAGCCAACAAAAGACGCCCCCGCGCCUCCCAAAAAGCGUAAACGAAAAGCCGAAGCUGAUGGCACAAUCAACGUCUCUGCAAUACCUGCAGCAUCACCACUGUCGAUAGGGGGGAUACCACUUCCCGCGGGCAGCGAGAUUUCGAAACCCCCGCCCAUUAAGAAACAAAAAGUCACGCCCAAUGCAGGAGGCUCGGAAACUCCGAUUUCCACCAAAAAGUCUCAAUUGAAUAAAUUUAAUAAGAAUAGACAAAGCCCCACUCCGGGGAACUUACCCAAGAAACCGCCUGUUUCGGCUGCGACUGGCAUCGGCGGUGCUGAUAGGAUAUCUACCCUCCCUCCACCCCCACCCCCAAUAUCCGCCCCCAAACCCACGAAACCGAAGACAGUAAAGACGAAGAUUGUUGCUGCAGCGUCUGUGGGCGCAGCAGCAGCGGGCGGAAUAGCCAGCAACGCAGUUCCAAAACCCGUUAAGAAGCUGGAUGGGGUUAAGAAAAUUAAGGGCCCAGGAAAAGCUAAAGUUGGAAAAGCUGCCGGGAAGGGAAUUGGAGCUGGGAAGGGAGUUGCGGGGAGUAAUAGUGCCGCCACUGCUGCUACUUCUGCUAGUAGUAAUGUUGGUGGUAGUAAUGCUGUUAAUGUUACGCCGGUGUCGGGGGUAGUAGGGGGCACAACGGGCACAACGGGUGCAGCACCGGGACAAGUUGCGGGAAAGGGGGUGGCUAGGAAGGGGACUUAG
Molecule: messenger RNA, 1743 nt
Organism: Tuber melanosporum (Perigord truffle)
Lineage: Eukaryota; Fungi; Ascomycota; Pezizomycetes; Pezizales; Tuberaceae
Exons: 3
Coding region: 1-1743 (580 amino acids)
Source: RefSeq, a predicted model, not a curated record